AUGGCUGAUAGCUUAAAGGAUCGACCACUCAAGACCACCUGUGCAGGAGACCCCAGCUACUACCCUGGGGAGGCUGCUGGCAGCUGCUGUUACCGCUGUCCCUCAGGCUUGUCUCCAACACAGCCAUGCCCACAGAGUCGUGCCCACUGCAGGAAGCAGUGUGAUCCCGACCACUAUGUGAAUGAGGAUGGGUACUGCACAGCCUGCGUGACCUGUUUGGAAGGUCUCGUGGAGAAGGCUCCAUGCUCCAGGAACUCUUCCCGCCUCUGUGAGUGUCAGCCUGGCAUGUACUGCAAAACGCCAGCUGUCAAUUCCUGCGCCCGCUGUAUGGCACACUCCCGCUGUCCUGGGGGGAAGGUGGUCAAGUUCCCAGGCACAGCGGAGAAGGACACCAUCUGUGAGUUUCCUUCCCCAGGAUCUGGCCCUGAUUGCUCCAAUCCAGAUGACUGCAAGACACUUACUAGCCACGACACUCCUCAGGCCACACCUACUCUGAAGUCCCUACCCACUGACGGUAUGAGGAGCACCCGCCUUGUGCAGGAAGAUGCUGCUGGACUGUCGCAUGUUCCAGAGUCUCCCUCUUCCCAGGCAAGGGAGCCCAACCCAGACCCAGAUAAUGCAGAGAUGAAUAUGACCUUGGAGCUGCCACCUCCAGGGACCCUCCCUGAUUUCAGCACCUCAGGAAACAGCGAGGAGCCUGCCAGUACCGCCUCUACCCAGAGCCUCCUGGGAGAUGCCCAGACCAGCAGUAGGAUGCAGCCUACCUCUCCCUUGUCCACAGGAACACCCUUUCUGGAUCCAGGGCCCAUGCUCUUCUGGGUGGCCAUGGUGAUGCUGCUGGUUGGCUCCAGCUGUUUCUUCCUGUGUUACUGGAAGGCCUGCAGGAGGCAGAUCCAGCAGAAGUUCCACCUGGACUACCUAGCCCAGACCUUCCAGCCGAAGAUGGAGCAGGUGGACAGUAGGAUCAGGAGUUCAAGGUCAUCCUCACAGCUGAAGAGAAGUGAGUCAGUGACAGAUCCCAUCACAGGACACAAGUCGAGCCCAGUGAACCCUCCAGCUGUGGAGACUUGUACCAAUGUUGGGGCGGCCUGCCUGGAGAGCCUGCCACUGCUGGAUGAAAGCACAGCUGGGAAUCCUUUGACCCCCAGGGAACCUCCAGAGCCCCGAGUAUCCACAGAACACACGAAUAACAGGAUUGAGAAAAUCUACAUCAUGAAGGCUGACACAGUGAUUGUGGGCUCUGUGAAGACCGAAGUCCCUGAAGGCCGGGCUCCAGCAGGAGCGACCGAACCUGAGUUAGAAGCUGAAUUGGAAGUGGACCAUGCCCCUCACUACCCGGAGCAGGAGACGGAACCACCUCUGGGCAGCUGCACUGAGGUCAUGUUCUCAGUAGAAGAAGGAGGGAAAGAGGACCACCGGCCCACGACUGUAUCCGAGAAGUGACAGCCAGUAUUAGCUGGGCUAGAGAGCAGCUGAGUGUACCCUGAGGACCAGGUUGGCUCCAAGCUGGGAACCUAUUGUGGCCUGAACUAAAGCCCCAGCAUCCAGUGGGAUAGCCCAGAAUGAAGCCUUCAGCUGCUACCAAGAACACUGGCUCCUGUGCCCCAGGAGUGGGCACUCACUGUCAGGCUAGUGUCUGCUAAGGGAGAAGAAGCCAGGGGCUGGUUUCAAGCCUCCUUGCCCACAUCCUUGUGCCCUGCCUUCUCUCCCUGGGUCUUAAGGGAUGGCUUUACUGGCAUGCUACCAGCCUCCAGUUGCUGUACACACAGCUCCCUGCGGGCACAGAACCAGCACCUAUUGCCCCUACUCCUGAGGCAAAGGGAAGUUAAAGGACAAACACUCGUCACCACUGGCACCGUGACAGCCUGCACCCAUCACACAAGACUGCACCACAGCGAGUGCACAGUGAGACUCUCUUGGCCCAGCUUCCCUGUUCUGAAGCCUACAAAAUGGACUAGAUGCAACUUAUUGUCCUCGGAUGACCCUACCAUGCAGCCUUUUGGGACUCAGAUGUCUUUGGACCCCCAAGCAGCUGCAGUGACCUCCCUUCCCCACCCACCGUUGCUAGAGGCUCUGCUUUGCCCAGGGACUUCCUGUCACAUGGAGAUGGGAGCACUGCCGUCCUGGGGGUCCUCCACUCUCUGUGCCACCCUCGAUUCCACCCUAGAAAUGAAGAAGCAUUGUCCUUAAGCCACCAGGAUCAGGCCUGGCAUCUAGCUUCCCUGCUCUAGCAGGUUGGAGCCUGGAUGUUGGAGGCAGCCUGAUCACAUUGCUCGUUGUACUCUGUACCCAUUGUGAGGAGGCAACGCUGGUGGACCUGCCUGGAGCUCUGCUCUUAGAUGUUUGUUUGUUUGUUUGUUUUAAUUUCUUUUGAGGAGCUGGGAAUUGAACCCAUGGCCUUGUGCAUUCCAGGCAAAUGUCGCAGGGCUGAUUUAUAUCCUCAACCCCAGCAUUUCACACUAAGCACCGAAGCUGCUGUGACUCCCAGCCUGGCUCACUCCCAGGGACCUGCAGCCUCUUGUAACAAACACGCAGCUGACUGGAUGACACGUCUACCGGUCUGUGGCAGCCUGGGGACUCUGGACUUACCCUUGGGCCAGGCAGGGAGAGUUCUGUUUACUCACCAGCUGCUCACUUCUGGAGGAAGCUGGGGCUCUGUGAGGAAUCACGAGGGGAGUUUCUGAAACUGCCUGGAUCUUUGGGGGAAAGUUGGAGCAGCUGGGUGCCACCAGGGUGCCAUCAGAGGCCUUAUACCAGGGUCUGGAUACUGGCCAGAAGGGAUGCGUGUGGGGGCUGGAUAGUUGCCCAGUUGCCUUGUGCAAGUACACAGUGGGUGUGUGGGCGUACACAGUGACCCUAAAGCUAUGUCAUGAUGACCACAUGGAUGCCACACUCCUGAGUGGAAGAUACUGUUAAACUUUCUCUCUCUCUCUCUCUCUCUCUCUCUCUCUCUCUCUC
This is a messenger RNA of Peromyscus californicus insignis, 2958 nucleotides long. RefSeq names its product TNF receptor superfamily member 8 (gene Tnfrsf8). Gene Ontology annotation, molecular function: transmembrane signaling receptor activity; protein binding. Gene Ontology annotation, biological process: signal transduction. The record is from RefSeq and is a predicted model, not a curated record. Bases 1 to 1443 code for a protein of 480 amino acids. The transcript has 13 exons. NCBI's taxonomy places the organism in Eukaryota, Metazoa, Chordata, Mammalia, Rodentia, Cricetidae.